CUAGCGCUGUUUUUUUCUUUUUCUUUUUCUUUUUUUUUUUAUUACAAUGACACCUUUAUUUUAUAUAAGGUUUUUAAAGCCCCCACCUAGAGAAUGUUUAAUAGGCCAACACUUUACUAUUGUAUGGACGAUCGAAAGCGAUCUUGGUGAUCAAACCUAUUGGGAAACAGUUCCUGUGACUCUAAGCCUUCAAGGAAACUCACAACUUGGUUUACGCGAACUCAACGCUGAUCCAAAAGGCAGUUCAAAGAAGAAAGCAGCGACACUUGCUAAGCCUUAUAUGCAACAAAAAGUAGGACUGUCGCCUGAUAUUCCUAUUGUGUUUGAUCCUUUAAGAGGAGGUGGCAUCGUGACCAAGUUAGUAAUAGAGCAAUUACCGGGAAAGCCUGUUCCUUUAGGUACCAGUGUUCCUAUUCAACUGAGCAUGACGUUAUCGCCUGCUGCUCGUACAAAUAUAACAAGCCAUCCAGUCUGGCAUCAUGCAUACCAGUUUCAAUCUAAUAUAUGGCUUAUUCCUACAUGGUCAAGUCCGAUCGAUACCGUGGCUGGAAAACAAAGACAUACACAAGCCAAAGAAAGUGGGGAUCAAGCAGAGCGUAUCUUGAGAGUGGACAAGUUAAAGACGAUCCACAUUAGAGAAGAUGCAGUUCAGAGCAUUGCAAGACAUGUUUGGGAUUGUGGACUUGGAUUGUGUCAAUUUCUAUCCGAAUACAUGCUAGGUGCAUACAAUGAAAUACUAGAACUUGGUAAAGAUACAUGUCUAUGUAGUGGUAUUGACUGCUUUUGAUAAAAUAAGGAAGUGGCACUGGUCUUGUUGGUAUUUAUGCAGCAGAAGUAGUGCAUGCCGAACACAUCUAUUUGACAGAUUUACCUGAUGCGCUUGAAAUCAUGCAACAAAACGUAGAUUUACUGGCUUCUGCAGACAAACUAAGUGUGUCUGAACUCUCCUGGGGCAAUCUUAAAGAACCGCAGUAUAAAAAUGUGGACCUUGUCUUAUUGAC
Gilbertella persicaria is the source of this 1001-nucleotide messenger RNA. RefSeq lists its product as uncharacterized. Lineage: Eukaryota; Fungi; Mucoromycota; Mucoromycetes; Mucorales; Choanephoraceae. The record is from RefSeq and is a predicted model, not a curated record. The coding region runs from base 47 to 787 and encodes 246 amino acids. The transcript has 2 exons.